Fonsecaea erecta is the source of this 261-nucleotide messenger RNA. RefSeq lists its product as hypothetical. The record is from RefSeq and is a predicted model, not a curated record. The transcript is spliced from 5 exons. Lineage: Eukaryota; Fungi; Ascomycota; Eurotiomycetes; Chaetothyriales; Herpotrichiellaceae. The coding region runs from base 1 to 261 and encodes 86 amino acids.
AUGGGGGUUCCUUUCGAAGCUCUUCUGCCAUAUGCGAUCAUGGUUGGCAUGUUCGGUGUUACAGGUGCUGGCCUCGCCUCGAUCAAGUACUACGCAAACGACUUCAAGCAGCCAAGGAGACAACUAGACGUGUGGGACAGGCAAAUGAUGGAAAGAGAUCACCGAUUGACCGGGAAAAUAAGAGGACAGUCGGACGCUGUGGUGGCUCCCGUUGGCUUCGAAGUGAAUAGCAGGUGGAAGGCCGAACCUCGCAUUACUUAA